AUGUCAUCAUCGGAUCAAGCAAACCAAUUUGAAUUAUUAAAAAACAAAUUUGUAGGAGUAGGACAUGCCGAUACCACAAAAUUUGAAUGGGCUGUAAAUCAGCAGCGAGAUACAUAUUCUUCUUAUGUUUCGCAUUACCCAAUGGCAUCAUAUUUUGCUAUGAUCGAAAACGAAUCGAUUCAUAGAGAGAAGUAUCAAUUCAUUGAGAGGAUGAUUAAACCAUGUGGAAACAAACCACAAACUAAAUAA
Messenger RNA from Naegleria lovaniensis, 249 nucleotides. RefSeq lists its product as uncharacterized. The transcript has 2 exons. The coding region runs from base 1 to 249 and encodes 82 amino acids. Lineage: Eukaryota; Heterolobosea; Eutetramitea; Acrasida; Naegleriidae. The record is from RefSeq and is a predicted model, not a curated record. Gene Ontology annotation, biological process: mRNA splicing, via spliceosome. Gene Ontology annotation, cellular component: precatalytic spliceosome; U2 snRNP.